This is a messenger RNA of Helobdella robusta, 1848 nucleotides long. RefSeq lists its product as hypothetical. The record is from RefSeq and is a predicted model, not a curated record. The transcript has 12 exons. Bases 1 to 1848 code for a protein of 615 amino acids. Gene Ontology annotation, biological process: transmembrane transport. NCBI's taxonomy places the organism in Eukaryota, Metazoa, Annelida, Clitellata, Rhynchobdellida, Glossiphoniidae.
AUGGAUCCAACAACACCUCGCUUCCAACCAGAGCAAACACCGUCUUCCCCAUUGUUACAGCACAACAACAACAACAAAUAUCACAACAACAACAACCCAUUUACGUCAUCAUCGUCUACAGAAGCUACACAACAACUACAACAACAGCCACCAAGACCACCACCUCCAAAUACAACAACAACAACAACAACACCACAACAGCAACAACAAAACGAACAACGACAACCAUCAUCACCCCCUAAACAGAACAACAAUAACCAACAACACAAACAUCACACGGCCCUUCACGUAACCACAUCAGCAGCAGUUGCAGCAACAACAUUUAGACAACUUUUUAGACAAUACUGGCAGGAGGCCGUAACCUACUGCGCAGUUUUCUGGACUUUUGGAAUGUGCGUGGCGUUUCUGGGACCGACGCUGCUAGACAUCGGUUGCAUGAUAUCGAGCGGUCUACAGACAACGACCUGGGCUUUUACGUCUCAGCUACUCUUCUCGCUUAUUGGGGCCACCCUAGCAGGAUACGUCGUUGAUAAGAUCGACGCAAACAUCAUUCUGUUUAUCAACACGUUACUGGUCCCACUUUCAAUGGCUUUUUUACCAUUUUCUCGUUCCAUCUGGUCUCUAACUGCGAUCCUGGCUCUGAUGGGACUCAACAUGGGAUUCAUUGACUGCAUUGCUAAUCUUCAAAUGUUCAACGUCUUCGGCGACUCAGUUGCACCAUUUUUACACGCAUUACACUUCUGUUACGGGAUUGGUGCAUUUGUGAGUCCCGUGAUAAGCGAGCCCUACCUACUGAAUGAGGAUUGCACGGUCUUCGUUGAAACUGUCACUGAUGAGCCGAACCUCGUUGUCGACGCACAGAGCGGUCUAGUUAUGUACAGGAAUGACUCAGGCGAGCCUGCCAGUACACUGGAAGAAGCUCAAGAAAUGACUAAAGUGAAAUACGCUUUCUGGAUUAUGUCCGCUAUUCAGGCCCCCGUUGCAAUUCUCGUUUUCCUAUUGGUCCACAAGAUGAGGUCACGGGGCUGGAUGCCCGUGCAACAGGAAGUAGCUCAAAUUGAAGUUGUUGCCACUGACCAGGCUCUCAUCGAAAAAAAGUUGAAAGAAUUGGAGCAGUCGAAUUUGAAGACGGCUGAACGUCUGAUGUUCAUGUCGGAGCGUAAGCAGGUCAUCGCCAUUACUGUAGGAACCGCAACUCUGAUGUUCAUCUAUGACGGACUGCAGUCAGCGUUCGGUGGUUACAUAUACGCGUAUGCCGUGAAGAGCAUUGUCGACCUUAGCAAAACUGAAGGAGCCUACUUGAAUGCACUCUUCUGGGGGAUGUUUGCACUGGGGCGUCUGAUCUCAAUCUACCUGGCCACAAAAUUUACACCGGCCUUCAUGCUACUCUGUAACAUUAUGGGCUGCAUGUUGUCAAUGACGUUGAUACUGCUGUUACGUCAUAAUCACGUGAUCCUCUAUCUGGGGACGGGGGUGUACGGAUUAGCCCUCAGUAGUGUCGCCCCCUCAACGAUUUCAAUGGCCGAACAAUACAUCGAUGUUAACUACCACAUGACACUUGCUGAUUGGACGAUGAUGUUAUUCGCCAGGGUCGGACCCCACAGCUUCUUGAUAUUUUGCAGUACGAUGGGUUUCGUGUCCAUGGCUGUAUAUGCGGGCAUCUGGGUCAUAGGGAGAACCACCCCCAAGCACAUUGCGACCGCAAACUCCUCCUUCGUGUGGUGCCGUAUGUGCAUAAUUGACAAGACGACACCAGGUCACGGGGUACGUAGGAGGAGCUUGGCAGCCCCGCCGGAUUCUGCCCCCACCCCCGGCGAGAUUGAGAUGGAGCCCGUCAAUCACUCUUAA